GCGGCCGGAAGUAGACGGAACUCCACGCGGAAAGACGGGCUUUGACAGGAGCCGGCGCUGAGGAAAGGAGGAGAAGGCCAUGGAGUUGGGCGAACUGCUCUACAACAAGUCCGAGUACAUCGAGACGGCGUCUGGGAACAAGGUUAGUCGCCAGUCAGUGUUGUGUGGGAGCCAGAACAUCGUUCUCAAUGGCAAGACCAUUGUGAUGAAUGACUGUAUUAUCCGAGGGGAUCUGGCAAAUGUAAGAGUUGGACGCCAUUGUGUUGUAAAGAGUCGUAGUGUCAUAAGACCACCCUUCAAGAAAUUUAGCAAAGGCGUUGCAUUCUUUCCUUUGCAUAUCGGGGACCAUGUCUUUAUUGAGGAAGAUUGUGUGGUCAAUGCAGCUCAGAUUGGCUCUUACGUUCAUGUUGGCAAGAACUGUGUGAUUGGGCGUCGGUGUGUGUUGAAAGACUGCUGUAAAAUUCUUGACAACACAGUAUUACCUCCAGAAACUGUAGUCCCACCAUUCACCGUCUUCUCAGGCUGCCCAGGACUCUUCUCAGGGGAGCUCCCAGAGUGUACUCAGGAGCUGAUGAUUGACGUCACCAAGAGCUACUACCAGAAGUUUUUGCCCCUCACACAAGUCUAGUGUCUCUGCCUCAUGUCUUGAAUUUGCCGGAGCUCUAAGAUGAACUUGGGGACACAGUGAACCAGUCAGCAUCUACAAAGAGCUCAUAUGUCUUUGACACCUUCCACCCUCCUUUUCUUUAAAAAAAAUUCUUUAGUUUUUUAAUCCAUGAAGACUCUAAGCUCUUAAGAAUUUAAUAACAGAACUUCUGGAGGAGUUGUCUUCUAAUGCUAUGCUUACACCUUAUCUAUUAAUAGUCACUUCAUGCCAUUAUCUGUGGAACACAGAAUUAUCUGCUCCCAACAUUCUAACUCCUCAGUGCUGUGGGUGGCUGGAUCUUGCCUGCAACAGGCCCGCAGAGGAGCAGCACUCUCCCAGUGUGAGGCCGUGUAGCUGGUGUGCUACUCAUGGCCAUGCACUGCCCACACCGAGUACCACUCACAUGGAUGAUGCUUAUAUUCCUGCUGCUAAUGCACUUGGCCAGUUGCCACAGUUUCGCAUAAUCUUGGGGAAGAAAAAUGUUCACCACUUUUCAGAGCCCAGAUCCUGUUGGCUAUUAAAAUUGAAGGGAGGGGGCGGUUAAUUUUUCUCUUCCCAAAAUAAACUUAGUUGUCCCAGGGGUGGUUAAUAGAAGACUUUCUAGCAUUCUGUACCAGGGCCUUUGGCUUUUACUGAAAGGGGGGACCUCAGCACCCCAGAUUUUGCUUUUGCAAAGUUCCAGAUUUGGGUCUCCAAGUGGAUGGAUCAGUCAUGUAGUUACUCUUUACUUCAAAGUAUUUGUCUUAUUUCAUUUAUGACACAGCAUUUGUGAACACUUGCUCCCUGGUCUAGAACCAUUCAACCCAACCUGUAUUUGCUAUAAACUCCACAUUUCACACCAAAAUAUCUGUACUUGAUCCUAAUCACGUAUAUACAUGAGGACCUCUUAAAAUUGCCUUGUGGUCACAGAGCCCCAGGAGUAAAGGAAGUUGCCAGUGCUGUACUUAACCAUCUCUUCUAGCUAAUAGUAAAACGCUUCAUGGUUCUGCUCUGACAUCUUGGUUUAGAAGGAAGAUUUAGAAGUGAGGGGCUGAGAAGUUGGCCUUGCUUAAUGCUCUGAUCUGCUGUAAGUGAUUAAAGCACAAUGUUCAGCCUUGAAGGUUAGAGUCAAGUAGGAGCCAUCUUGACUUAAUAUCCAGUUGUGGGCUUUGCAAAACCUACUAUAUGUAAUCAUCUCUACUAGUUCAAUUUAAAAUUCCUUUGGUUUGCUGUUUUUUUGUUAGUACAUUAAAAGAAUGACACAUGGGACAAGUCAUUUGACUGUGAUCAUGCUCUACCUGCAGCAAUGGCUGCUGCUAUUCCUCGGGCACUUCACAACAUGCCUGGUGUAGUGUCACGGGCUUGACAGUCACUAGCCUGCUUGUUUCUCACACCAACUCUGUAAGGCGGAUGCUAUUCCUAUUUUACAGGUGAGAAAAAAGCUCAAAGACAUUAGAUAACUUGGUUCAGUCCAUGCAAUGAAGAAAUGGCUGACCCAGGAGUCACAACAUGUCUGUCUAGCUCAACAGCCCACACUCUUCAGCUCUGCCCUGCAAAGAUGAGACAAGCUUGCCCUUGGAGUACAUCUGCUGUGCGUCCUGUCUGAUGCCAGCAGUCUCUGAUGGUUGCAGUUUUGGGGGGUCACAUUUUGGCAUCUCCCCGAGGUCCUUUCUCUUUUUGUGCCACUGAAAAGGGGGAUCUUGGAAUUGGCAGAGUUUAUAUCUCUCUAGGCUAACCUUUUGCUCGCUACAGAAAUCUUCCAGGGCAUGCCUGAAAGAUUACCAUCCAGGCUGUGUUUGAAUACAUCCAAAAGGAAGCUUGCCACCUUAUGCAGCUCACUGUCUAUUUUAUUAAUGAACAACUGAAAUUAAGAGAAAAUGGGUUUAUUUUUUUAAGGCUUUUAAAACAAAUAAUUUAAAAAUCUUUAAGUAAUUCAAUUCAAUUUCAAAAAUUCAAUCCAAUUAGUAAAGGAAUAUAUAAUGAAGUAGAUCUUCCCAGCAUAGAAUUUCAGUUCCACAUCCUACUUCCCAGAGGCAACCUCUCUGAACAGUUUUUGUUCUAUAAGAUAAGUCUGUGCGUGCACCAGCAGACAUAGAUGUAUACUCCAACUUCUCUUAUUAUUCACACAAAUGGGAGCAUAGGAUAUGUGCUGUGCUACAUCUUUCCUCUUUUAUGUAAUAUAUCUUAGAGAUUGUUCCAUAUCGACACUUAUGGGUGAUUAAAAAAAAUAGCAUUUGCUAACAUGUACAGAAUGUUUACCAUGUACCAAGUGCUCUUCUGAGUUCUUUACAUCUAUUCUUUUAAUGCUCACAAUUAACCAUGAGGUAGAUACAGUUAUUAUCCCCAAGGAACAGAGGUUAAGUAAAUUGCCAAAUUUAUACAGCUAACGUGACCAUGAAUCUGGGCAUCCUGACUCUAGAGCCUAUACUUUUAACCACCAUGCUGGAAUCCCUCCAUGUUCUAAUACCUUUCAUUUCCCAGAAUUGUGUCAUCUGGCCAGCCUUUGCUGUACAGGGAGCUAAAAAAGUAUUUUGCUUUUUCAGGCAAGCAAGGAAAAAGGGGUUUGGGAAUGGGUAUUGGAUGAGCCAUCCAACAGAGUCUGCCAUCGGCCCAGUGUCUCCUCUGAGAAGAUGGCUCCUUGCAAUGUGCCCCUAUGUCUUGGAGCUACAAUUGUGGUCUGACUAGUUGAAUGAGAGCAGGUUUCCUGGGAGAACUAUACUUCCAAUCAUUACAUGGUGUCUUAAAUUUUUGUACUAUGCAGUUGGCAUUCUAUAGAGGAAUAUGCAAACUAGAUUAGACAAAAAUCCAGUUAGAAAGCUUUGUGGCAAGUGACAGAAAUCCAACUUGAACCAGUUUAGGCAAAAAAGGAGUAUUAUUGGCUUACACAACAAAUCAUGGAAAACAGUAGCUUGAGUGGCAAUAUAAUCCGAACCUUGGCCAAGUUAUUUAAUCUCUCUGUGCCCUAGUAUCCUAAACUGUACAGCAGGAAUAACAACAGCACCUGAGAAAGUUGGUGUGGAUUAAAUGAGGUACUAUAUAUAAAUAUUAAGGACAUUUCUUGGCACUUACAAAGCACUGUGUACACAAUAACUUAUUAUAGGGACUACCGUAUCCACAGGUUUAAACUCCACCAGGGCUUUUGGUUUUUUAUACAUUUUUCAUCUCACAUUAGUAAAAGUACAGACUGGGCUGCUGUAACACAGAAACCACCAAAAUACAGUGGCUCAGACAAGUUAGAAGUUUAUUUCUCUCUCGCCUAACGGUGUGGAGAUAGGCAAGUGGUCCAGGGCAGGUAAGUGGCUGGGCUCCAGGAUGUCAUCAGGCACCCAGAUUCCUACUGUCUUGUCAUAUGGCCACAUUUAGCUAUAAGGGAAGCUGUACAUUUACAUCUUUGUAAUUUACAGAGAAAUUUAAAUCUCUAGUUGGGCAGCCAAAACUCUGAGGAGGAAGGUUCUGGUAGUUAAACAGAGAGCAGCAGAAUGGACAUUGGGAGACAGCAAGCAAACUCAACCAAACCUCUGUAUUGCCUUCAUUUACUCCUACUGCAAGUGGGCUUUCUCCAUGCAUUUGGGGACAUGACAGUUAAUAGCUCCAGACUUGCAUCCUUCCAGCUUGGUGACCCUUAAAGAAAGGUUUUUUUCCCCUUCCAGUUCUAAUCUGGAAAGUCCCAGAGAAAGUUCUCAGUGGUUUGUCAUGAGUACCACGCCCUCUUGGGUCAAUCACUGUGGUCAAGGGAGUUUAGCCCUAUGAUUUACCCAGUCUGGGUCAUGAUCUUUUCUCCAUCUUCCCAUGGUGGGGAAACAGCAGAGUUCAUUACCAAAACAAGGUGCUAGGAAGACAAAAACAAUAGCUUCGACAAACAGUAAAUGAGUCUAUAAUUAUGUACUGAUAUUGUUUGAAAGUGUGUUGACAGUUGUCAGUCCCAGCUGGACUCUGUCUCCAUGGUGGCUCUCACCCCAGGGACAGUCCGUCACCACUUUUUUUUUUCUAUUCACAUCCCGACUGCAGACCAUCAGACACUUUUAUAACCGCAGAGAAAAAAGUCUCUUGUCCUCCGAAUACUGCCAGAAGAGCAGGCAGAUGAGAAAGACCAUGGUUGGGCCUGUUUCCUGUUGGCUUAGGGCAGAGUAGGGAUUUAUUGGCUCAUGUAGAUGAAAAGGCCAGGGCUACACUGGGCUUUAGGCUGGAUCCCAGGACUCAAAACAGUGUCAUCGGGGAUCUGUCUUCUGCUCUUGGCUCUGCUUUCUGUUGAGUUGGCUUUAUUCUCAGGCUUCACAGGGUGACCCCAUGUCUCCAGUUAUUGGGGGAAAGAGCUCCCUUUCAAUGACAAAACCCCUGGAUUUGGUUAUCCUUGGUCCAGACCAGGGAUGUAUCCAACUUCAAGUCAUCACUGUGGCCAGGAAGAUGGAAUACACUGAUUGGUUAGGCCUGGGCAGGUACCCACAGGGACUGAGUUGCUGCCUGUUGGUUGUGGUGGAGGGCAUUAUUACCAGAAGAGACAAAAGGGUGCCAGGGCAGGAAAAAUCAUCAGGUGUCCAGUUCAGGUCUCUUCCCUUUCCAUGGAUAUCUUCACUUUCUUCUCUCUCCCUGCCUACCCUUACCCCCUGCCCUAUCUUUCGUUACUCCUGGUCUUGGGAGGUACCUUCUAAGGGAACUCCUGAUGGGGUACUGGGCCUGGAUUAGGGGGCAGAGGGAGGAUGUUGCUUAGCCAAAGUGGGGUGUUCAUAAAGAGCCAUUUGGAGGAUGGUCUUUUGUCUGUAAAUGCAUCCUUAUGGCUCCCAUAGCACCUUAUGGAGGGUCCCUUGUCAGGGUCUAGAUAGAAUUUUAGUCAGGUACCUGUGAUCUUUCCUGAUCCCACACUAGCUGAGACUUCCUGAGGAGCCAGGCAUGAGCCUCUGGGUUAUUCAGCACAUGCUUAACAGAGGGAUCGACCAUAUAUGAGCCCCACGCCUGGCCCCACUCCAGUUCCAGAUAAGUCUCAUGUUGCAGGAUCCCUGGUGCAGGGAACAAAGUUGAAUGAUUGACUCCUGUUGACUGAUUCUGUUUUGUAUGGCUGCACAGAUCCAUUGUGGUUGGAUGGGGUCGGUGGUGGCUUCUGAAUUAGUUACUUCUAUAUGAACUAAUUCCCACCAGACCCAAGGCCACAGUUACUGUCUUAGUCACUGACCCAUCUGGGUAACGGCAGACUUGAAAUUAAUCAGACAAACAUUGCUUCUAUUUAAUACAUCCUUAGAAGUUUCUCAGCUAUUAAGAAGGGGUCUUGGUGCCUAAGGAGGCCUCUCGGCAUACUGUUCUGGCUGUGAGAGCCAUGAUUUUUCUUGUCCUUUUUCAGCUGUGUUCAUCUUAACCUUUGGUGUCUGCUGAGUGCUCUUUCUGAUUUCCCAGAGGAGCAUCCAGAGCAUAAGGAAGUAGGGCCAGAGAAGUUGGGGAACAUAAGGAAACAUGACAGGCCCAGGAACUGAAAAGGUCUGUCAGACUCUGAGCUUCCUGUGAAUACGGACAGGUUCUUCUUUAUUUCAGUAACAACAGCAACAACUGACAUAACCGUGUGCCUGGUACUGUCUGAGGUGCUGACAGUACAUUUGCAGAAUCUCUUUUCAAGAACCUUAGGAGAUACGCACAUCAUCUAGAUCAAAGCCUAGGAAAUGGGCACUGUAAUUAUACCCAUUUUAUAGACAUGGAAAUUGAGGCACAGAGAGGUUAAAUCAUUUGCCUAAGGUCACACAGCUAGUAAGGAGAGCAGCUGGCUUUGGAACCCAGGGUUCUUUAGACCAUGAACUUGAACGAUACUGUUUUUUGGUAGGGAGUGAGUGAGUGAGUGAAUAAACAUGUCUGGGAUUUACGGACUGCCAGACAGACAGUGAAAGCCUGAGAGGCAGUGUGCAGGUGGUGUGCUUGGGAGUCAGCAGAGCUGGGUUGGAAUUCAAGCUUUACUGCCUCCUGGCUGUAUAAUCUUUGGUAAGUAACCCAAGGUAAAUGAGAUCAUCUCUCAGAAGCUCUUAGUUUAGCCUUGUUUCUGGCACAUGGUAAAUGCUCAGUAAGGGUUCACUAUUAGUAUUGUUAUUACUGAUACUCAGUAGAUAGAUUGUAUUAAUACACCAUAAUUACAACUACAUAAAAUUGAAACUCUAUGUUGACAAGGACUGGAAGAAUAUGAAAAAAUGAACACAGCUAAUUAAAGGACAUAAGGGAAUUAGGGACAUUUUCUUAAAUGCUUCAUCAUUUUUUAAUAGAUGUUUCUAAAUGGAGCAAGUAAAACAUACAUGCAGUGGGGCCCCAACAGGCCUUUGAAUGUGUGAAUAUAAAACACUCUAACUUGUUUUUAUUGGUUGAUUCCAUUGCUUAAAAAUCCUGCCUUAUGAUAUGGAUACCCUAGGUUGGGGUUGGAGAAGUGUUCCUAGAGGGGGGCCUGUGCAGAAAAGAUUUACAGUGCAGGCUUGUAAUGUUAACCCUAUCAAUGCUGAAUUUACUGCUAGGGGUUUGAUUAAAUUUGCAGUGUGUGAAAAAAGGGAAAUUUUUUUUAAAAAAUGGCUUUAUAUUUUGUGUCUGUUGCAUCUGGAUAUAUGAUAAAAUAGAUUUAAAAUGCUAUAUGCUUGUAAUGUCAUAAAUAAAAAAGGUGUUGGUGGGAUACAA
Messenger RNA from Cynocephalus volans (Philippine flying lemur), 7258 nucleotides. It is a transcript of the gene DCTN5, whose product is annotated as dynactin subunit 5. Gene Ontology annotation, cellular component: dynactin complex. The coding region runs from base 80 to 628 and encodes 182 amino acids. The transcript is spliced from 6 exons. The record is from RefSeq and is a predicted model, not a curated record. NCBI's taxonomy places the organism in Eukaryota, Metazoa, Chordata, Mammalia, Dermoptera, Cynocephalidae.